Spirometra erinaceieuropaei is the source of this 681-nucleotide messenger RNA. Lineage: Eukaryota; Metazoa; Platyhelminthes; Cestoda; Diphyllobothriidea; Diphyllobothriidae. The record is from the annotation of a GenBank genome assembly.
AUGUUACUGCGAACGUCCGUUUUCUCACCGGCUGGACAAGUGGGUGUCACGACUGUUAAUAUUACAAAAGCGGAGCAGAGCGCUCUCAAGGCACUCAGGAAUGAUACCAGCAUUGUAAUACUACCGGCAGACAAAAGACGUUCCACAGUAGUGUUGGAUAAGACAGAUUACGCUCAGAAGGCCAACGCUCUACUGGAGGACCCACAGGCGUACCUCCCAUGUGGUGAGGAAUCGAUAAAGACGUUAGUGACGCAACUGGAGAAGACACUCACCGACAUGCAAUCAAACAAAGCAAUAAGCAAAUCGGUACGGCUGACCAUUAAGCCGACAGAUGCGUCUCCAGCGCGUUUCUAUGGCCUACCUAAGGUACACAAACCCGGUCUCCCUCUCCGGCCAAUCGUUUCAUUGCGCGGUACACCUACAUAUAAUCUGGCAAAAUGGCUAUCCCGCAAACUGAGGUCUCUCACCUCGAACGCAGCCACGACCGUCUGUUCAGCGGCUCAGUUCCUAGAACGGCUCAAAGGCAUCCGACUCAGCGAAGACGAGGUCAUUGUGUCAUUCGAUGUCACCGCUCUCUUCACUUCGAUCCCGCAAUGCCUAGCAGUCCAAACGGUUAGCGAACUGCUCGAAUGCAAGUACGACGAGACGGAAGAAAGUGUGAAACGGACUCAUCUAAUUUAA